This is a messenger RNA of Parastagonospora nodorum SN15, 252 nucleotides long. RefSeq lists its product as hypothetical. Lineage: Eukaryota; Fungi; Ascomycota; Dothideomycetes; Pleosporales; Phaeosphaeriaceae. The transcript is spliced from 3 exons. The coding region runs from base 1 to 252 and encodes 83 amino acids. The record is from RefSeq and is a predicted model, not a curated record.
AUGACACUGAAAUUGGAACGACGAGAGAAUAAAUCUCCGAUGGCUUUGGGUUGGUGCAUCGAGGGCGGGAUGCACUGGUCCCAAUGGGGUGGCGUGGUGGCAGGUUCGGACACCGUGAUCAUGAUUCUUGGUCCUUUCUGGCACAUGGGCGCGAAUAUUCAAAACAACCUGACCAUCUGCGCUGACCCUCCGAGCCUGGAGCAAUGCACAUAUGACCAACCAACAACGAAUGAAUCCUCCGCAACUCUUUAA